AUGUCAACCUCGCCAGCGCCAAAGUCGCGCCGCCCUUCAAUCACAGCCCUCUUUGCAAACUCGUUCUCAUCUGCCUCGUCGGCCUCGCCAUCACACACCCCCAGCACCACGCCACCAUGUGAUGUCUCGCCACUCUCCAUCUCUCCCCUGAACCCGGCCUCACCACCCUCGCGCAAGAUGCAUCGCUCUUACUCUCAGUCCCACGUACGCACAGCUUCAUACUUGAUGAGCAGCCCUGCCAAUCUCCCGACCCUCGGACAGGGCGCAACCGUCGUCCGCACACCAUCCGACGCGACCAUGUUCAUGGCUCAGCCUGGAGCGCAGGCUCCGUGGCCCAUGGCCCGUCAAGCCAGCCUUCGCGCACGACCCCGCCGCCCGUCGGAGGGUGGUCCGCUCCCCGGGGGGUUUGCUCCACCCAUCACAAGUGACCCGGCCCCAGUCCUUCCACCCCUACAAGUCACGUCGCUAAGCAGCGACCUCCGUGACACCUUUACGGUAACGGAACACGUCCAGUGCAACGGCCGCCAGCCUAUCGGGUCGCUGACCCGUUCCCCAUCCGCCCCGCACCAGUCGCGCGCUGCCGUCGACACUUCGACUGGCUACACCCCCGGCCGCAGAGCCACCCACCGACCCUCAAACGGAGGUUUGCAUGCCUCUGCGUCACUCUCUCGUAUUCCAGGCCGCGGUCCGAGUCCCAACCACAUUACCACUCCCACGGCGAUGCUCCUCGAGCGCUCCAGCUCUGCGAGAUCGACCAAGGCCACUGCGUCAUGCCCAUCGCCUCGCACCUCUCCCAUGGCCGCCGAGUCUCGCCCCUGCCCCACGCUCUGCCGUGAACCGUCGUGCACGCGCCUCAACACGUCAACCCACAUCCACCACCACCGCCCCUCCAAUGCCUCCGAGGACACACUGACCACGCCCCGCGCGCGCACCAUCACGCCGCCGUCUCCGGGUUUGAUGACGCCGCCCGCCGAGUCGCCGCCGCCCAUCCUUGUCUCCCACUCCGUCCGCCAGACCAACGAGGCCGGCUCAGUCGUGCUGGUCACGCUGCGCUUUGGUUUUAGCCUCGAUGCCGAGCCCAAUACCCACUCGGUGACGAUCACCCUUGACACGCUGCGGCCUGCGGGUGGCCGUCUCCUCGAGUUCCUCGACAAGGUCCUUCAUCCCACUCCCUCGCAGUCGCCGCCGGUGCAUCUCAUCAGCCGUGACAGCGGCAUCGGAGAGAGCGGUACGGGCACGCCGCUCGUCACUGACAGCUCGCCCGAGCCCAGUCUUGAGAUGACGGACGGCAGCAGUGCCGAAGACAGCGACUUUGAGUACGACAACAUGCGCCUUCACCCGAAUCUCAUGGACGAAUGCGUCGUCGCUCAGACUCUUGCUGCUGUACCCAAGAUGCCCGCUGAUGCCCCCCCACGCCCAGCAAGGCGGCAGUACCCUCCCACCUCGUACCCGUAUCCUGCUCUCCCUCCUCUUGCCGACCUCCCCGCCGCUCUCGCACAAGCCAAGGCCGCGGUCGAGGCCAAUGCCGCUGCGGAGAAACAUCUCACCGGCCGCCGCCGCGCAUCCACGUGCCCUAGUUUGACCAUGGGUGUCGUGCAAGAGGUCACGAUCCUUCUCCAGCGCGAAGCGGGGGCGUGGCACGCCAUUGCGAGCCGCCUCUGCUCGGGGUCGUGGCCCAGUCUUGAUGGCCGUCGCCGCCGCGUUGAAACCGAGUGCAAGUGGGCGGGUAUGGAUAAUCUCGUUGCAGAGCUUCGCGCCCCGGCGGCUGGCCUCCGCCCAGCGACGUCUGGCCGCUCCUACAUCUAA
Messenger RNA from Cutaneotrichosporon cavernicola, 1806 nucleotides. RefSeq lists its product as uncharacterized. The transcript has 2 exons. Bases 1 to 1806 code for a protein of 601 amino acids. The record is from RefSeq and is a predicted model, not a curated record. Lineage: Eukaryota; Fungi; Basidiomycota; Tremellomycetes; Trichosporonales; Trichosporonaceae.